AUGGCGGAGAAUAUAUUUCUCUUCGUUCCUAAUAUCAUUGGCUCCAUACACGCUUGCGCAUUUCAUUUUGAGAAUUGCCUGUUAUAUUUGUUUGUUUAUCCUUUAUCAGGUUAUGCCAGAAUUAUUCUCCUACUCUACGCCUGCUGGUAUAUGCCCACAAGUGCAGUCGACGCUAUCUUCGCGUACCUCCUCUCUGCUCUCCUCGACGCAUUUGACGGACAUGCUGCUCGACUUCUCGAUCAGAGUACACGAUUUGGCGCCAUGCUGGACAUGUUGAGUGACCGAUGCACAACUAUGUGCCUGCUGUUUACCUUAUGCACAUUUUACCCUCGGUACAUCUUCCUUUUCCAACUAAGUGCCUGCAUCGAUAUAGCAAGCCACUGGCUUCACGUUCACACGUCAAUUCAGGAUGGACUAUCGAGCCACAAGGCGAUACGUUUGGAUGGAAACCCUCUUUUACGUAUAUACUACACAAAUCGGGUAGUUCUUUUCAUAAUGUGUGCGGGAAAUGAACUCUUCUACGCAAUGCUCUACCUCGUCCACUUCACUGAGGGGCCAAUCUUUUUGGGUCUAGGAGUGUACCGCUUAGUCAUCUUCGCCACCUUCCCGAUUGCCUUGGUGAAGACGUUCAUCAGUCUGGUCCACCUGUACGCGGCUUCUGUUAAUCUCGCCGGCAUAGAUGCAUCAGAGCGAGCACGUCGAAAUCUACCCGUAGACACCAAGCCGCAAGAAAAGAUCAGCUAG
Messenger RNA from Mesocestoides corti, 744 nucleotides. The record is from the annotation of a GenBank genome assembly. Lineage: Eukaryota; Metazoa; Platyhelminthes; Cestoda; Cyclophyllidea; Mesocestoididae.